Molecule: messenger RNA, 1146 nt
Organism: Tilletiaria anomala UBC 951
Lineage: Eukaryota; Fungi; Basidiomycota; Exobasidiomycetes; Georgefischeriales; Tilletiariaceae
Exons: 3
Coding region: 346-1068 (240 amino acids)
Source: RefSeq, a predicted model, not a curated record
CUACUCCCUUCUGAUAUGAGUAUCCUUUCUGUUGAGCCCUUUGCGCUUGCAUUGUUGACUCUGUUGCGAAUUAGACAUUUGCUGAUGAGAAUCACCUCUCAGUAAGCUUUCGUCUGUGAUCGGAGAAAUCCCCGAAACAGCGUGCCGAGAGUGUAACUUUUUUAUGUAAUGACCCCGCUCUCCCAUCACGCUCUCCACUCGCUUAUUGCUGUCACCUAACUGUACAUCCUACAGCAGGAGAGUCGAUACAUCGGUCCUCAAUUGUCGUCGCCCAUGCUCAAAAAGCCGGAACGCCGUGCCGUGAAGCUCUGCUGCAUCCGCCACGGCUGAGAUACGCCCUUCACAAUGCUCGGCGAGUGCAAAGGUUCUCCUAAGAUGAACGCCCGAGCGGCUCGCUCUCUCCAGUUUUCGGGCCCUCCGGUGCCCAAAUUCCUCCAGUCGUUGCACUCCCAAGUACAUGGGUCGCAAGGGUCUGGAUCAAAGGCUAGCCGUGGUGGCGAUGAGCUGGAUGAGCUUCUCUCCCUCGACCCGGAUCGACCCAUGAUACCGGUGCGACCAGGAGGGCCAGAGAAUGACCAAGGGGAGAUUAGUGGGGAUGAAUGGGACGGAGCUCAAAUCGUCGUUCUCAAGGAUGGAAGGCACUUGACAGCCGAUGAAGUCAAGCAGGCUGCAAAAGACUGCCACCCGCCGUCGAUGGGCUCAAAUGUGUCAAACUCUUCGGUUGCUGUUGGCGCCAAAAUUUCACAGCCUGGCUCCGGUAUUACCGGAUCAAAGCGGCGAGCCCCAGUCGACGACUCCACAGCUAUCUCACAUACUUCUGCGUCCUCAGAAACGCAAGCACAGACAGGCAUCAGCAGCGCCAAGAUGCACGUUGCCAACUAUCAAAACGGGAUGGGUGAGGCCAAAGACCUCAUCUUUGCAAAAAAGCGACAGCGAGAAGACGAACAGAUAAGCGAAAAGGAGAAGAAGCGGAAGGCAAAGGAGGACGAAAGGCAGAGAAAGAACAGAGCUGCUAAAAACGAGAAGAAAAAGAGCGGGAAGGGACUGAGCUUUGACCUGGAAGGUUAGACAAUGGGGGAUCGUGGAUGCACUCAACUUUACUGUAGCAUAAUCUAGACGCUGUGUCAUGCGAAAUUGCAAUCCCAG